This is a messenger RNA of Halteromyces radiatus, 1458 nucleotides long. Its product is annotated as rhizopuspepsin 6 precursor. Bases 68 to 1231 code for a protein of 387 amino acids. The record is from RefSeq and is a predicted model, not a curated record. Gene Ontology annotation, biological process: proteolysis. The transcript is spliced from 4 exons. NCBI's taxonomy places the organism in Eukaryota, Fungi, Mucoromycota, Mucoromycetes, Mucorales, Cunninghamellaceae. Gene Ontology annotation, molecular function: aspartic-type endopeptidase activity.
UUUUUUUUUUGUAUUUUAUAUAAUCCCCCAUUCCUUACCCUUUCCCUUCCUUCCUAUCUUGUCAGUAAUGAAAAUCACCUUUUGUAUUACUGCUCUUUUGGCAGCUUUGGCUGUAGAUGCGGCUCCUCAUCAUUUAGACCAAGGCAAUGUUUUCACUUUACAAUCUAAUCCUCAUUACCAACGUAACGCCACCAAUGAAGUGUACCAUUCUGUAUCCAAGUAUGCUCGAUUCAGUACUGCUGUUAAAUCACUUGCUGUAGGGAAUGUGCCUGUCAAAAACUAUCAUCAUGACCUUGCUUAUUAUGGUGUUGUAACCAUCGGUACUCCUCCUCAAAAGUUCAACAUCAAUUUUGAUACUGGAUCAUCUGAUUUAUGGGUAGCUUCUACUCUUUGUUCUUCUUGCAAGGGACAUAAAAAAAAUUUGUUUGAUCCCAAGAAAUCAAGUACCUAUCAAAAGGAUGGUCGUCAAUGGAACAUUGGUUAUGGUGAUGGAUCAUCUGCAUCAGGUAUUGUUGGGUAUGAUACUGUUCGUUUAGGUAGCCUGACUAUCAAGAAACAAGGUAUCCAAUUGGCUAAACAAGAAUCAUCCUCUUUUAAUAACGAUCCCAUGGAUGGUAUUUUGGGUUUGGCUUUUCCUUCCAUCUCAUCUGUCAAAAUCAAUACACCUAUCACGAACUUGAUCAACUCAAAAACUUUGACAUCUCCCGUUUUUGGUGUUUGGCUUGGAAAAGAUAAUCAAGGUGGUGGUGGUGAAUAUACUUUUGGUGGAUACAACAAGAAGCAUAUCAAUGGUCCUUUGACUACCGUUAAAGUCGAUAAAUCUCAAGGCUUCUGGGGUGUCAAUGUAAGCCAACUGAAAUCAGGCAACAAGAAGAUUCAUGGUUCCUUCCAUGGUAUUCUAGACACUGGUACCACACUUCUUAUUUUCCCUGAUGCGAUCGCCCAGGAAGUGGCAAAGGCAUAUAAGGCCAAGGACAAUGGUGAUGGUACAUUUACUAUUGACUGCAAUGUGUCUAAGCUCAAACCAUUACAAUUGACAAUGGGUGGUAAAGAUUUUGAAGUGAGUCCUGAUUCCUUGGUAUACCAAAAGAAUGGAUCUAAAUGUACUGCUGGUUUUGGAUCUGCCACUGAUUUGAAUUUUGCCAUUAUUGGUGAUACUUUCUUGAAAAAUAACUAUGUUGUAUUCAAUCCCAAGGUACCUCAAGUACAAAUUGCUGCAUCAAAGAAAUGAAGCGUAGUAAUAUAAUAAUUAUGAUUAUCCUAUUUUAUGUAAUAAAAACUCCAAUUGUAAUUUUACAAAUUAGCGGUGAUUCGUUUUUUUAUAUUGGAUGCACGUCGUGAACUUCUUCAUAUUCUACUUGUGUAACAGCAUAAAAGUUCUAAUAAAAUGAUGAACCAAUGCAAAUAAUCAUAUACCAGGUAUUUUUUAAAGUUUGACUUUUAUUUGAGAAAAAAAAA